AGCUGAACAUCCGACCCAAGUUCCGGGACACGACUGGACUCCAUAUUCCAUAGCAACUCCCUACAGCUUAAAUCCCAAAACCCCACGCACAAGUCCUGAUCGCCCGAAAAUCUCACCCCCGCCGGAGCGACGACUUCUUCUUUCCCCGGCGAAUUAACUCGUGAGCCACUCUUUAUGAAGGAGAAGAAGAUGGGUUCGGAGUUGAUUUUCAGAGGGCACGAGAGCCAACCCGUGUCGGACAUGUACUCACCGAAGCCACGGAAGCCAUGGCUCUCCGUGACGCGCCUGAUUCGAUACAUGCUCCGGGAGCAACGGCUUGUCUUCAUCCUUGUCGGCAUUGCUAUAGCAACCCUCGUUUUCACACUCCUACCCUCCUCCUCAUCAUCCCGCGUAUUGUACAGAAACGGAUACGUUCCGAUCCACGAAACGCACUUCGACUGGGAUCCGAACCGACUGCCCCAUCACAAACCUGCCCUAUACGAGCGCAGCUCCGCCUUCCAUAUGCGCAAUUCCGUCGGGAAGCUCCCGCUGGGGCUGAAACGAAAGGGGCUCCGGAUUGUGGUUACGGGUGGGGCCGGGUUCGUCGGUUCCCACCUUGUGGACCGUUUGAUCGAACGAGGGGACAGCGUGAUCGUCGUCGACAAUUUCUUCACCGGGAGGAAGGAGAACUUGAUGCAUCACUUCGGGAACCCCAGGUUCGAACUCAUCAGACACGACGUCGUGGAACCUCUGUUGCUGGAAGUCGACCAGAUCUACCAUCUCGCCUGCCCCGCCUCCCCCGUCCACUACAAGUUCAACCCCGUCAAGACCAUCAAGACCAAUGUGGUGGGAACUCUGAACAUGCUGGGCCUGGCUAAGAGGGUCGGUGCGCGAUUUUUGCUUACGAGUACAAGUGAGGUGUACGGAGAUCCCCUGCAACACCCUCAGGUCGAAACGUACUGGGGAAACGUCAAUCCCAUCGGUGUUAGAAGUUGUUACGAUGAGGGAAAGCGUACGGCUGAAACGUUGACCAUGGACUACCACAGAGGUGCAAACGUCGAGGUGAGGAUUGCGAGAAUAUUUAACACCUAUGGGCCUAGAAUGUGCAUAGAUGAUGGUCGUGUUGUUAGCAAUUUUGUUGCACAGGCAUUGAGGAAGGAGCCUUUGACUGUUUAUGGCGAUGGGAAUCAGACAAGGAGUUUCCAAUAUGUAUCUGACCUGGUGGAGGGUCUGAUCCGACUUAUGGAAGGAGAACAUGUUGGACCCUUCAAUCUCGGAAAUCCGGGUGAAUUCACCAUGCUCGAACUUGCUCGUGUGGUCCAGGAAACAAUUGACCCAGAUGCAAAGAUAGAGUACAGGGCAAACACAGAGGAUGACCCCCACAAGAGGAAGCCUGAUAUUACAAAGGCUAAAGAGCUACUUGGUUGGCAACCAAAGGUGGAACUUCGCAAGGGCCUUCCUCUAAUGGUCUCAGACUUCCGGAAACGUAUCUUUGGUGACCACAAGGAACGAGUUGCCACAACUACCAUGUAAAAUUCUAAGCCACCAGCCAUAUAAAUAUAUAUAUAUAUAUUAUAUAUAUAUCCCCUUUUAAAGAUCGACAAAAGGGAAGAAGAUAAUUAUCUGGGGAACCUUUUCCCUUCUCAAAACAAUACGGUGGCGACGCCACCAGCCACAGGACAGCAGCAGCCAGCGGAUGAGCUCCUCCUAUAUUCGCCUCUGGACUAGGUUUGGAGAAGUACCUUUGCAUUUUAUUUUAUUUGGUGUUUGUAAUUUUUGAGCUUCAUAGAUUCGUAAUUCCCGAAUUAUCUUAUUCUUUUGAACUCUUAUCAUCAACAUUUGGAUUGAUUAUUGCUUUUGUUAAAAAAGAAGGUUCAAAAGUUGGUAGCCUCAGUUUGGUGUGGGAUGAACAUGUAAUGUAUAACGUAUUACUUUCAACAUGUAAUGUAUAACGUUUUAGUUUCAAGAAAUAGUUGCACGUUGAAAUGUAUACAUGCAAAGGAACAGUAAAUCGCAUUUUUUUACCUCAAUUUCAAACAAAACAGAUACGUUGGUUCCUUGAUUUA
Molecule: messenger RNA, 2045 nt
Organism: Carya illinoinensis
Lineage: Eukaryota; Viridiplantae; Streptophyta; Magnoliopsida; Fagales; Juglandaceae
Product: UDP-glucuronic acid decarboxylase 2-like
Exons: 7
Coding region: 175-1512 (445 amino acids)
Biological process (GO): D-xylose metabolic process
Cellular component (GO): cytoplasm
Molecular function (GO): NAD+ binding; UDP-glucuronate decarboxylase activity
Source: RefSeq, a predicted model, not a curated record